This is a messenger RNA of Cooperia oncophora, 801 nucleotides long. Lineage: Eukaryota; Metazoa; Nematoda; Chromadorea; Rhabditida; Trichostrongylidae. The record is from the annotation of a GenBank genome assembly.
AUGGCUGUUUUUGCAUCAGGAAGAAAACUGAAAGUAUGUAUCUCACGUCUAUGGAAUGUUUUCCCACUGCAAGUCGAAAAAUGUAUUAAAUUUCGCAUUUCAGACGGACCAUUUGUGAUUUGCACUGUGAAUCGAGCCUGCCAGUUGCCAGAAAUGCAGGUCCAUCACAAUUUCAAAAUGUUCCUGCUCACAAAUCGGAUGGACGGUGUGAAGGGAUUCAUGGCAAGGUUUUUGCGUCGCCGUAUCAUCGAAGCCGAAUUCCGCCUAUCACGUCAGACACAGCCCGAGUUGGUGCGAGUGAUCCAGUUCCUGCCCGUUGUCCUACAGGCCGUGAACACUUUCAUCGAGAAAGCAAACUCACUCGAUGUAACAAUCGGACCACGGAUUUUCCUUCAGUGUCCGUUAGGUGUUGAAGAAUCACGGGCGUGGUUUGUUCGUCUUUGGAACCAGAACAUCGUACCGUACAUGGUCAAGGUGGCCAGAGAGGGAGUCAAAGUACUCGGUCGCUGUGGAUCGUUUGAAGAUCCUACGGACAUCGUGUGCGAACAUUGGCCAUGGUUGGAAGGACCGUCCGGAGAAGAAUGCCUCAAUAGAUUAUCGAUCAAGGAAACGAUUGGACAAUCGCUGCCAAAGCAACCGUUUAAUCCACUCGACACGUUGAUUCGGCUACAAGCCAGCCAAGCAAUUGUAGGAGUCAAAGUACUCGGUCGCUGUGGAUCGUUUGAAGAUCCUACGGACAUCGUGUGCGAACAUUGGCCAUGGUUGGAAGGACCGUCCGGAGAAGAAUGCCUCAAUAGGUGA